This is a messenger RNA of Helianthus annuus (common sunflower), 789 nucleotides long. Its product is annotated as profilin-2. Bases 144 to 539 code for a protein of 131 amino acids. Gene Ontology annotation, cellular component: cell cortex. Lineage: Eukaryota; Viridiplantae; Streptophyta; Magnoliopsida; Asterales; Asteraceae. Gene Ontology annotation, molecular function: actin monomer binding. The record is from RefSeq and is a predicted model, not a curated record. The transcript has 4 exons.
GAAAUUAAUAAGUGCACACCACAUCUUGCUUAUUUCAACGCUAUAUCUCUCUCUCUCUCAUCAAUCACAUUCAACAGCAACAAACACUCAAUCAAAUCUCACAGAAAUUUCCGGAAGAUCAAAUCUCGCGAUAAUCGGAUAACAUGUCGUGGCAAGCGUACGUCGAUGACCACUUGAUGUGCGAGAUUGAAGGCAACCACCUCACUGCUGCCGCUAUUAUCGGUCAUGACGGCACCGUUUGGGCUCAAUCCGCUAAUUUCCCUCCGGUAAAGCCAGAGGAAAUAACCGCUAUCAUUAACGACUUCAAUGAGCCUGGCACACUGGCUCCAACUGGCUUACACCUUGGUGGGACCAAGUAUAUGGUGAUUCAAGGCGAGGCAGGAGCCGUUAUUCGAGGCAAAAAGGGAGCUGGAGGUGUUACGGUUAAGAAGACCGGAAUGGCUAUAAUUAUUGGCAUCUACGAUGAGCCUAUGGCUCCAGGCCAAUGUAACAUGAUCGUUGAAAGGCUUGGUGACUACCUCCUUGAUCAGGGUUUUUAAUUUGCUUGGUAAUUUGAUAUGGUGUGACAGUAUAUCAAGAUUGGUCAAUCUUUUGGUGGUGUUACCCUCAUGAUUUAGUGUGAUACUUGUUGUGUUUCUUGAAUUGUUUUGAUGGAUGUUUCAAAUGCUCUCAUCAUCAUCAUAAUAUCUUUGUGUACGUUUUUAACUUUUUGUUAGCUUACUACUUUUCUCUUUUUGUACCAUUUCAAGUCGGUCGGUCUUUGGUAUUGAAAUUGUUUAUUUAUUUAUU